AUUGCAAAGGAAUGUUUUAAGGGGUCCAUAACAUAAACAACUUUCGAUAUAGAGAAUUUUAUUGUUUAAAAACGAUGUCGAUUUAUUUGCAUUGCUUAACAACUAAUGGCGGCUUACCUAUAUUUACACGCAAAAAGGGUGAAUGCGACAACUUGCCCUUUUCGACUGUGGCUUCUCUGAAUGGCUUUCACAUGUUCUUCAAGUCACUCGGCAUACAAUUACAAACCACGCACACAGAUGAAUGGACGUACAUUUGGCGUGACUUUCACAAUGCGAUCACGCUGAUUGUGUGUGGCCGUGGCAUGGGUGAGCUUCAGCUUCAGGCUCUAGCGGAGCUCGCAUUCGGAGGGAUUGCACUUUUUAUUAGUCGCGAUGAGUUAGCCCAUCCCUCACUUAUGGAACGCCUAAAGAAAGAUGCCAAGAAGUAUGUUCCUAUUGUUGAUGCUGCCUUGGAAGCGUCUAGUGCUGGCACAACCCUCCUGGGCUAUACGGACUGUCUGUUGGCAACGGAAAAUGCUCAUCUCUUGAAUCGUUUGAAUGAGUUCAGCUCCAAUUGUGGUUCGCUGUUUUGCUGUCUCGUUGUGGGCCAGCGCAUCGCUGUAGCCACUGAAGGCUGGUGGGACUUGGACACCCUUGAUAGGGAACUGUUGCUCUUUCUGCUUAACUCUUCAAGCGCAUUACAGCUCGAUGUGCCCGUCUAUCUGCCCAACAAGAGUCCAAAUAUUGCCUUUCGUUUUGUCAGUGUCCCAGUUUCGGCGAACAGUGCGUUGUGUGUUCUUUGCGGAGCUGAAUCUGCGUUCCGGGAACUGCAUCAAAAUGCGAUGAAUGCAUAUCGCAAUGAUGCCAAUCUCCUGGCUAAUGUCGAAAGAUGUGUUCCACGCAGCCUUCCCGAACAGCUGGAUAUCGAUGCCCAUAUAUUGGCCAUUAUCCUGAUUAAUACGGAAACGCGUAAAUGUGUCUUCACACGAAAUCUGCAUCAAUCGUCGAGUGCUAAGCGAAUUGUCGUGGGUGAUUUGCAGCGUCUGGACAUGCUUAAGAAGUUCUUUGAUCACACUUUGGAGAACAUCCACGAAUUAAAGAUAGCCAAAAGCGAAAGCAACGCUCUAGACGCAUCAAAUGAAACGGUUAUGUUGGAUCAGUACAGUUGCUCCGAUUAUCACAAGUGUUACGCCCAGGCAGAUGAUCAAAAUAAUGUAAUCUUUCUGCUUUUUGUUGCGGCAGUACCCACACAUACUAUGAGAUUUCUUGCGAAACAAGUCUAUGCUAGUCUAUUGCAAGACAAAAGCGUUUGCUGGUGAACGAGCAUAGGUAUGACUGCACAAUACAAUUUCGUGGCUAGAACAAAAUAAUUGUGAAAAUAUUUGUUCGUGAAUUCUAAAUAUGAAAGUCUGACGAGGCAUGUAAUCCCUUAGAAAAAACAGAUUUUAUUGAACAGU
Drosophila arizonae is the source of this 1436-nucleotide messenger RNA. RefSeq names its product fuzzy planar cell polarity protein-like protein (gene fy). The record is from RefSeq and is a predicted model, not a curated record. Lineage: Eukaryota; Metazoa; Arthropoda; Insecta; Diptera; Drosophilidae. Gene Ontology annotation, biological process: vesicle-mediated transport; non-motile cilium assembly.